This is a messenger RNA of Neurospora tetrasperma FGSC 2508, 2163 nucleotides long. RefSeq lists its product as uncharacterized. The transcript has a single exon. The coding region runs from base 1 to 2163 and encodes 720 amino acids. The record is from RefSeq and is a predicted model, not a curated record. Lineage: Eukaryota; Fungi; Ascomycota; Sordariomycetes; Sordariales; Sordariaceae.
AUGACAGACCACAACCAGGAUAUCGAUGAACUGAACCUCCCCAUAGCGCUGAGACGCACGCGCCGAACUGGGACUGGAACUGUGCGCCGCACUCCUGGUGUUUCCGGUGUAGGGCGGCGAAGUGCGAUCAAGAGGAAUCCCUCAGUCGCAUGCACAAGAGAGGUAUCACCACCUACCCCCCCGACUACACCACGGCGAGACUGGAAGAAUAGGAUAACAAAGACCGUCACCGUCCGGGGCAACAAAACACACUUGCAACUUUCUUCGGGCGCUGUCAAUGGUUUGGUGGAAGACGAGCUCUCAUCAACUGGGUUGACACCCAUGGUCCGGCGCACAUCGUUGCAACCCCCCUCCCCAGCGCCAGGCUCCUCAAAGUGCACAUAUAAGAAUGACAACACAGCCACGCCAUCUCCUCGACGGUCUGCUCUCACAAAGUUAGUAUCAACACAGCAACCCAGCACCUCCAACCAAGCAGAUCGUGGCACCGAAACUGCCUCUAGCCACAUUCUCCCCCUUCGCCAGAGCCACCACAAGCGCCACACCAUCCAGACCCACCGCAGCGCUUCUCUGAGCAGCACUUCAGGCGAGGAGAAGAUGAACCGCGCCUACACCGAAUGGCGCAAGAGGGAGAGGGAAGCGCAGGAGGAGAUUGAAAGGCUCAGGGCUGAGUUGAAGGAGAAGAACGAGACGAUUGAAAGGUUUCAUCAGGACGACGAGACCGUGGAGUUGGAGCUCGACGGUGGGAUGGUGGACGCUGAGAGGAACCCUGCGAGGUCACGGGAGUUGGAGAUGGAGAGAGAGAAGGCGGAGAGGCAGACUGCUGUUCUUCAACAACAACAACAACAACCACAUUCCCCAGAAACACCUAAUAAUCUGACCUUUCACACCGCGUUGUCAAUGAGGCAGGGUGAAGAUCUGAGGGGGAAUGAAGGGGAAGAUAGACAACAGCAGUACAUGGCUUUGAAUCACCAUCACCGGCAUCACGACCCCGGCUCAGGAUCAGAAACGGAAGCUCUUAGCUUGACAACCUCGCAAUUCAGCGAGGCUAUUCGUGCCCGUCUGGAUUGUAGCACACCACCUCCCUCGGGCAGUCGAGCACGUCAUCAUCGUCUACUUCCGACGACAACAACAGCAGCAACAGCGACAGCAGCAGGACCAAGACUCUUUCCUACCCCACCCACCACCGGCCCUAUGACCAUGGCUAUGGCCACGGCUACCGCUAGGGCCAUAAUACCCAUCAACAACUUAACCCCAGGCACGGAACUCCCUAUAACACCAUGCUCCAACUCCCGACAUGGAGCAAGGUCGACAUCAAGUUCUUCGAGACGAACAUCGGAAGCCACCACCAUUCACAAUCUCCACCAUAACCACAACGGCAUGAACGAGGAGGAGGCCACACCAACCCGAGCAUUAAACAGAGGAGGAGGCCCAGAAGAACAACAACUCCAUUCCGAAAAAAUCGCCACCCUCACCACCCAAAACACCACCCUGCAAGCCUCCCUCUCCCGCGCCCAAAGCUCUCUGCGCGUAGCUUUGCAACUAGUCAAGAAACUCGAAAUCGAAAGCGAUCGACUGCGCGGCGAGACGCUCUUACUCCAGCGGGAAAAGAGGGAGUUGUUGGAGGACGUCAGGGAGAUGCGCUCAGACAGAGAAGUGGUAAGGGAAAGAGUCAGGAGCGCGCUGGAGAGAAGAGAUGAAAUGUGGAAGGGGCGGAUGAAGAUGCUGGGGGAGGGGAUUGUGGAGGGAGUCAGGGGUGCUUUUGAGGAGGUUAUUGAAGAUGUGUUGAUGGAUUCGGGGGUGGAGGGGAUGGAUGAGAUGCCAGGAAGAGAACCAGAGGGGCUGCCGACGGCGCGGAUGUCGAGGGAGAAGAGAAAGAGAGGGAGGGAAGAGGAGGAGGAGGAUGCUGAUGAGGAGGAGGAGGAGGAGGAGGAUCAGGUCCACGAGGACAUGCAGGAGUGGGAAGGUGGAGAUGGUGCAAGUUGUGAUUUGGGAGCUGGGAACUCAGGUGCUGGUGGGAGUAGUGGUCGCGGUAGUUAUGAUGAUGGGCUUGAGGAUAUAGAGCGCCGGAAUAUGAGGGUGAGGGAAAGGAUGAUGAGAAAGAGAAGGAGGAGGACCAGUGGUUUCGGUACGGAGGAGGAGGAGGAUGCAGAUCCUGACGCUUGA